AAAUCCGAACUCCAUCACCCGCGAACCACUCGUAGUCGAAUCCCCCCCAUUCCUCGCUCCGGCAAUGGCGCGCGCCGGCGUCUCCACCGCGCCGCUCUCCCGCCUCCACUCGCUGCCGCCGCCGCGGCCCGCCCUGCUCCACCACCCUCAUUCCCACGUCCUCCUCCGCCCGCAGCGCAAGGCUCCCAGCACCACCGCCGCGGCGCUGCCGCCGGCCGCGGACCUCCCGCCGCUCUCCCUGCCGGCCGCCGCGGCCGCGGCCGCCGCGCUGGCGGCGGCGGUUUCUCUCUCCGAUCCCGAGCGCCGGCGGCGCGCACAGGCCGAGGCCGCGGGCGGCGGCGACAAGGAGGCCGUCCGCGCCUACUUCAACUCGACGGGCUUCGAGCGGUGGCGCAAGAUCUACGGGUCGGCGACGGAGGGCGUGAACCGCGUGCAGCUGGACAUCCGCGAGGGCCACGCGCAGACGGUGGCCGCCACGCUGUCCAUGCUCCGCGACUCGCCGCUCCAGCUCGCGGGCGCCACGGUGUGCGACGCCGGGUGCGGGACGGGGUCCCUCGCCAUCCCGCUCGCCGCCGAGGGCGCGGACGUGCUGGCCUCAGACAUCUCGGCCGCCAUGGUCUCCGAGGCGCAGCGGCAGGCGCAGUUGGCGCUGGCGUCGCAGCCGGCGGGGUCCCCGUUCCGCAUGCCGCGGUUCGAGGUCCGCGACCUGGAGAGCCUGCAGGGGCGGUACGACGUGGUGGUGUGCCUGGACGUGCUCAUCCACUACCCGCGGGAGGAGGCGCGUGCCAUGAUCAAGCACCUGGCGUCGCUGGCGGAGAAGCGGCUGCUCAUCAGCUUCGCGCCCAGGACGCUCUACUUCGACUUCCUCAAGCGCGUCGGCGAGCUGUUCCCGGGCCCGUCCAAGGCCACGCGCGCCUACCUGCACGCCGAGCGGGACAUCGAGGACGCGCUCCGCGAGGCCGGCUGGCGCGUCGCCAACCGGGGCUUCAUCUCCACGCAGUUCUACUUCGCCAAGCUCUUCGAGGCCGUGCCCGCCGGCUCGUCGUCGUAGCGUGCGUGCGUGUUUCGCUGGCGCAAAUUGUUGAUAGAGAACCGUGACGCCGCCGCGGUGUUGAUGCAUCGGUGGCUGUUUGUACUUGCAAAUUUUGCUGUCGAGCUUGUAGAAUAUUGCAGAUUGAAGAA
This is a messenger RNA of Setaria italica (foxtail millet), 1182 nucleotides long. RefSeq names its product magnesium protoporphyrin IX methyltransferase, chloroplastic. Lineage: Eukaryota; Viridiplantae; Streptophyta; Magnoliopsida; Poales; Poaceae. The coding region runs from base 65 to 1051 and encodes 328 amino acids. The record is from RefSeq and is a predicted model, not a curated record. Gene Ontology annotation, biological process: chlorophyll biosynthetic process. The transcript has a single exon. Gene Ontology annotation, molecular function: magnesium protoporphyrin IX methyltransferase activity.